AUGGUCGCAGUGGUCGCUCACUUGCUUGCAGGUGAGACUACGCCUAGCGUCCAUUUGCUUGCACCCAACUCUCACCUGUGGCUCAAUGAAGCUGGGCUCUGCUCAGCGGCCACACCCCGGCCAACCGUCUCGACCGGCGGGCUAAACCAGGUGAGGGCGCUGUGCGCUUGUGCCGCGUGCACAGUGUACUGCGGACUCCGCUGGAUGGAUGGUCGGAUGAAAAACUGCGCCGGCAUCGUCGAGACGAGGCUCUGCCUGGUACGCCGUUGGACAACUGCUGCCGGGACGGGUCUCCGCAUCGCCUUCGCUGAGACGCGCCCACCCUCGCCGACGGAGACCGCGGACUCACGGCAUAUGCGGUCGUUCUCCACUACAAACAUAAAAGUCGUGGCCCCAUAGUGGGAUUCGGUCGCGCCAACCAGGCACAUGGGCAGCCCGAUUCAGGGGCGCACUGCCUGCCCCCACGAGGGGAAGGGCCUAGAAAAGGUGGCCUAAAAAAAUGCUGGGUACCACGCCGUCUUCAGGCUAGCCAGGGCCGCAGACGUCUAAUCAUGGUCGAAACACUCAAAAUCGAAACAACAACAAUACCAAUAACAACAACAACCACACUCAUUCUCCUCAUCCUACCUCUUCUACCUCUUCCUCUGCCUAUUCUUCUGCCUAUUCCUCGUCAUCUUCUUCUCCACCUCCUUCCCGUCGCCCCACUCGUUGUCCCCAGACUGGCAGGGUGAGCCCGCUCACUCUGGCAGCCUGGAAUGUUCGUUCCCUUUUAGACAAUCCGAGGAGCAACCGACCGGAGCGGAGGACGGCUCUAGUGGCACGAGAACUCGCCCGCUACAAGGUGGACAUCGCCGCACUCAGCGAGACCCGAUUCUCCGAACAAGGCCAACUGGAGGAGGUGGGUGCCGGCUACACCUUCUUCUGGAGCGGUCGACCCAGGGCAGAGCGACGGGACGCGGACGUCGCCUUCGCCAUCCGGAACGACAUCGUGGGACGACUGCGCAGUCUGCCGCAAGGCAUCAACGAUCGCCUGAUGAGCCUCCGCCUGCCUCUCUGGGGAGGAAAAUUCGCCACCAUCAUCAGCGCCUACGCUCCGACGAUGACCAACCCCGACGCCGUCAGAGACAAAUUCUACGAGGACCUGCACGCCCUCAUGGCGACUGUGCCGAAGGCGGACAAGUUGAUUGUCCUUGGCGACUUCAACGCCCGCGUCGGCACAGACCAUACUGCCUGGAGAGGAGUGCUAGGUCCCCACAGUCUCCGCGGCUCAAACGACAAUGGUCUGCUGCUACUCCGCACCUGCGCAGAACACCGCCUCAUCCUGACGAAUACCUUCUUCUGUCUGCCGGAGCGAGAGAAGGCCACCAGGAGGCAUCCUCGGUCGCGCCAGUGGCACCUGCUGGACUAUGUCCUCGUCCGGAGGCGAGAUCAGCGGGACGUGCUGGUGACGAAGGCGAUUGCGGAUGCUGACGGGUGGACCGACCAUCGCCUCGUCAUAUCGAAGAUGCGUAUUCGCCUACAGCCUCGCAGGAGACCACAAGGUAAGCUGAAUGUUGCCUUGUUGUCUUUGCCCGCUCACCGUCUUCAUUUCAGCAAUGAGCUAGCUCAAAGGCUAGACAACCUUCCUAUCUCUGCCGACGCCGCCGCUGUCGAGAACGCCUCCGUGGAGAACCGCUGGCGUCAACUGCGAAACACGGUCCAGUCGACGGCACUCGCCGUCCUCGGUCGCGCUCCCCGCCAACAUCAGGACUGGUUCGACGACAACGACGCCGCCAUCACAAAUCUGCUUGCUGAGAAGAACCGCCUACACAAAGCCUACGUAGAUCACCCCACUGAUACCACCAAAGCUGCCUUCUACCGCAAUCGCCGCCAACUUCAGCAAUGACUGCGCGAGAUGCAGGACGCCUGGACUGCUCGCAAAGCUGAGGAGAUCCAAGGCUACACGGACCGCAACGAAUAGAAGAACUUCUUCUCAGCGAUCAAAGCUGUCUACGGUCCGGCGACGAAGGGCACUGCUCCUCUCCUCAGUGCCGACGGUAGCACUCUCCUGACUGAGAAGACACAAAUUCUACAGCGAUGGGUCGAGCAUUUCCGAGGCGUCCUCAACCGCCCUUCCGCCAUCUCUGACGCCGCCAUCGAGCGCUUGCCGCAAGUGGAGACCAACGCGGACCUCGACCUCCUGCCAUCUCUCCAGGAGACCAUCAGGGCCGUGCAGCAGCUCUCCAGCGGGAAAGCACCCGGAUCGGACGCAAUCCCUGCUGAGGUCUACAAGCACGGCGGUCCCCAACUGAUGGAUCACCUGACUGCGCUCUUCCAGGAGAUGUGGCGUCAAGGCGAAGUCCCGCAAGAUUUCAAGGACUCAAACAUCGUGCAUCUCUACAAGCGCAAAGGGAAUCGCCAAGCCUGCGACAAUCACCGCGGCAUCUCCCUGCUGAACAUCGCCGGGAAGAUCUUCGCACGAAUCCUUCUCAACCGUCUCAAUAACCAUCUCGAACAGGGCCUUCUGCCUGAAAGCCAAUGCGGCUUCUGUCGUCAUCGUGGGACCACGGAUAUGAUCUUCGCCGCCGCCAACUUCAGAAGAAGUGCCAAAAGAUGCGGACCCACCUGUACUCUACCUUCGUGGACCUGA
Messenger RNA from Spirometra erinaceieuropaei, 2629 nucleotides. Lineage: Eukaryota; Metazoa; Platyhelminthes; Cestoda; Diphyllobothriidea; Diphyllobothriidae. The record is from the annotation of a GenBank genome assembly.